CCAAAUCCCAGUCCUCAUUUAAGUCUCAGUCUUUUCAGGCCAGCUCUUCACCAUGCUUCUGCUUCCUGUGGGUACAGCCUGUUUAGAUCCUGGGGCAUCGGCACUCAGGGUCCUUGUGUGGGCAGGACUCCUCUCCUGGCUUAGUUGUACUGGAGGGAAACCCCUGCCAGAACUGGAAGUGACUUUGAGGUGGACGUCACACUCAUCCUGAAGUUCCUCAGCCACCCGGGCUGCAGAGGGUGCGUUAUCCACUGCUGGGGAGCCAUUCACCGCCUUCUGGGGACUUGUUUCUCCCACACAGUCUCCGUUCCCACUUCCCCAUCCUCCCCAAAUCCAGAGGCCUCCAAUUCCUAGCCCGCAGCUAGGACUUUCUUUAAAAAGAUGCAGAAAAAGUGCUUUCCUAACCCAAGAGCAUUCACCUUUCCUAAGCCUAGCCAUUCGCCUUUAGCAACAUAAAAAAAGUGGCAGAAGUUUGAAAUUAUAACCUUUCUUUAAAUGGGCUCCACAUUCCAGGCCCCAAAGUACCAGUGCUUCCUUUCCGGUCUGGGCUUGGGCAUGGGCAUGGGCAUGGGCAAGGCUUCCCCUUGCUGUGGGCAAUUUCCAGGUAUUGUGACACUGUCCCUGUAAAUAUCCUUUUUCAUGUAUUACAUAGGCUUACAUGAAUAGUUUGGGUCACAAGAAUAUUUUUAGAAUUAAACGCCAUAGAAGGAUUGUGUCCAGGGACAACAUAGAGCCCAUAAAAUGACCGUUUCUGGUGCUUCGCAAAGUGGCAAGGAGGUGUCUCUAGGGACCCCUGCGCGGGGCCGUGCCAGGCACAUCUCAGGGUGAGCACAGCGAGUCUUCCUAAGGCACUGACUUCCCAGCACAUCUGGAAGAAAUGUUUAAAUAUUAAAGCUAGCAAGCAUAUUCUGCAGUAGAAAACAAAAUUUAUAAUUUAAGGUAAGAUGUUUUAACCAUGAGAAACUUCGUUUGAGGGCUGCUCCCUCAGACAUCUCCAAGGUUCGGGUAACUCUCUUCCAGUUCAGGCAACUUUGGUGGAAGUUUAAGAAACACCAUACUUAAGAAAAUACCGUCAUACAAAAACAUGUAACUUCUUAAAAGGUUUUCUGUUACAGUAUUUGUUAAUGCCUUGCUUUGCAGAUAACUGACAGACUACAAUCAUUCUUAUUUGAUAUAAUAAGUGUAUGCCAAGAAAGUUGUGUUUGAGUAUUUGUAAAUUGAAUCCCUUUAAAAUGCAAUGGACACUUUUUAAGGAACCUUAAAAUAAAUUAUUUUAUAAAUGAUCACACCCAAAUUAUUAGUUUUGUAAAUUUGACUUUAAUAAAUUAUUUUUCUUAAAGUACAUUUUUUACUGACUAUAAAUAUCCACUUAUUUUUUCAAAUUGAAUUUGUCCUAGCUUUAUAGAGGUAUAAUUGACAAGUUAAAAUUGUAUAUAUUCAAGGUGUACAGCAUGAUAAUUUAUUUGAUACACAUAUACAUUGUGAAAUGAUUGCCACAAUUGUGAAAUGAUUGCCACAAUUAAAUUAAUUAAUACAUGAAUGAUAUCCACUUAAAUUGGAAAUAGUUCUUUGUAAAUUUGGGAACGAAUGUCACUACCGUUAAAUUUACUGACUCAGACCAAUGAAAAUUUAGGAUUAUAUUUGUUAGUGUUACUGAGUAAUUUAAGAAGUAUUUUUUAGAUUCCUGACCAUAUUAAAGAUAUGUAUUAUUUCUAAUACUUGUAUUAAUGACGCGAGUAGAAUAAAACAUUAGUUCAAUCAUGAAGUUCCUCAGGGCAGAUUAUUAAAUAAGCAUGAGAUUAACCAGGCUAACUUCAAAGUUGAUUUGAAAUGUUGUACUCUUUACUGCUGUAAGCAAUUAUAUUAGUCAAAUAUAAAUGUUCAGUACAUUUUCAUUAACAUGCUAUAUAUGGCCAUCUACUUCUGAAUGCUUUCUUGUUCUUCAUACAGUGUUGUCAUUCAACAAAUGCUUAAUAGAAAGGCUUAUUAAAGUUUUAUUUAUUAUGCGUAAUGUAAAAGAGUAAAAAAUGAAGGUAAAUUAGGUUAAAGUAGAAUGGAUAAAAUGUAAUUGAAAUGAUUUAGAGUCUAAUUUACAUCCAUUUUUCUGUUAAUUUAGAAAUAUUAAAAAUACAUGACCACAAUUUAAGAUGUGUUCAAAUAUAUCAUUAUGGACAAAAUAAAAGCAAUAUCUUUCUUACUAUUUCUAAAUUAUUUGAAAAAUAUUAGCUUUUUCCAGUCUAAAAAUAGGAAAAAACACUAAAUUACCUACCUUAUUUAUUAAUUCAAUAAAUAUGUGGGUAAAGCAACUGCUUAUACAAGAUUAAAAUGAGAUAUAAAACAGAGGGUAGGUAUAAUUAUCAUUGGAUAGGACAGUAUUUAUUAGAUAGAAAUUGAUAGUGCUUCAAUGAUUCUUUUACCAUGCUUAUAAUCUCUAUUGCCUAGGGAAAAUAAUAAUAAAAUAACAAAAUGUCACUGACUUAUGUUGUCUGAAAUAAAUUUUAAAAUUUUAAAUCACCGUAUUAGUCUAAAAAUGCGGUAAUAUGCGAGUUUAGGUAAUAUGGAGAAAGCAUAUCUUUUUCCUAAGAAUGUCAUUAAAUCAAGUUUUGCAAACUAGUAAAUUAACUUUGGUUUGAUUUAAAUAAAAUAGUGUUCACAUUAAGAUAGACUAGUAAAACCAGAAUUGUGAGCAUUGGCUCCUCUGUGAUUGGGGGACAGAGCACAGGGACAGGCGCUGGCUGUUUGGGAAAUGCUGGCUGUUUGGGAAAUGCUGGCUUGUGCUGGGUUUUUCUGGUAGAACGAUGGCUCUUAACUACAAAUAGAAUUAUGGUAAGUUGUUAAAAUGUAAUUUUAAUGAGUUUUUAUAUAUUUUUUAAUUUCAUUAUUAGGCUAUCAGCUGCAAAGGUCAACACAGUAUAUCCUACACUUUGUCCAGGAAUCAGACUGUGGUGGUUGAGUACACACACGAUAAAGAUACGGAUAUGUUUCAGGUGGGCAGAUCAACGGAAAGCCCUAUCGACUUCGUCGUGACGGACACGAUUUCUGGAAGCCAGAACAACGAUGAAGCCCAGAUCACACAAAGCACCAUAUCCAGGUUUGCCUGCAGGAUCGUGUGUGACAGGAAUGAGCCUUAUACAGCACGGAUAUUCGCAGCCGGAUUUGACUCUUCCAAAAACAUAUUUCUUGGAGAAAAGGCAGCAAAAUGGAAAAACCCCGACGGCCACAUGGAUGGGCUCACGACAAAUGGUGUCCUGGUGAUGCACCCAAGGGGGGGCUUCACCGAGGAGUCCCAGCCCGGGGUCUGGCGCGAGAUCUCUGUCUGUGGGGAUGUGUACACCUUGCGGGAAACCAGGUCGGCCCAGCAGAGGGGAAAGCUGGUGGAAAGUGAGACCAACGUCCUGCAGGACGGCUCCCUCAUCGACCUGUGCGGAGCCACUCUUCUCUGGAGAACAGCAGACGGCCUUUUCCAUACUCCGACUCAGAAACACAUUGAGGCCCUCCGGCAGGAGAUCAACGCCGCCCGGCCGCAGUGUCCCGUGGGGCUCAACACCCUGGCCUUCCCCAGCAUCAAUAGGAAAGAGGUGGUGGAGGAGAAGCAGCCCUGGGCUUAUCUCAGUUGUGGCCACGUGCACGGGUACCACAACUGGGGCCACCGCAGCGACACAGAGGCCAAUGAGAGGGAGUGUCCCAUGUGCAGGACUGUGGGCCCCUACGUGCCCCUCUGGCUCGGCUGCGAGGCGGGAUUUUACGUAGAUGCAGGGCCACCAACUCAUGCUUUCACCCCCUGUGGACACGUGUGCUCAGAGAAGUCUGCAAAGUACUGGUCUCAGAUCCCGUUGCCUCACGGAACUCACGCGUUUCAUGCGGCCUGCCCCUUCUGUGCCACGCAGCUAGUCGGGGAGCAAAACUGCAUCAAAUUAAUUUUCCAAGGUCCAGUCGACUGAUGCCCUUGACAGCCAUCUGCGACUUUAUUAACAAGUUACUGUGAAGAUUUUGCCACUAACUCUAGAUUUUACCUUUUUGUAAUGCUGUUUGUUAAGGAGGGGGGGCUAGGGCUGGGACAAAAGAGGGGACACAGUGAUGAGACAUGGCAGGAGUGUACGAGAUAGCAGUGGUGUGUUGCAUGCUCAGAACAGCGGCAUCGUCAUUGAGGUCUGCUUGAUGAAACCGCAAUACCUUGUAAUAAUUGGAUUUUAAAUGCCAUGCUUUUAUUUUUAACCUUGGGCUUUUAACCAAGUUUUUUCCUUUUUAAACUUGGAUAAGACUUUAAGUCAUGUUUUACAGACGUAGAAGAAAUUUAUUCAAAAGUUGUUGGCACUUAACGUGCAACCUUCAGUGCUGUGUGAUGCAGGCGUUACCUGAAAGACACGCAGUGUCUGGAAAUACUUGACGAUAGCUAGACUCUGACCAGAUACCAAAGGGGCUGCCCGAUACAGUGUGAUUGGUGCAUAGGAGACCUUAGGCGCAGGUGGGUGUUUUGAAAUCUGGGGCUUUUUUUCUGAUUUUUUUCUUUCUUUCUUUUAGGAGGAGAGAAUAUUCAUAUAUUGUGGGUUUGUUUUUUUUUAACUUCAGUGGAAUUUACUUUAUACACUCAUUCAUCAAAUACGUGGCAUUUCAAACAAAGAAUUUUCCAUAACUUUUUAGUCUGCCUUUUGUUAUUUCUGCCUAAUACAAUUUGUCACUGAUACUCAUCUUGCAUGGCCAGGACUGUUUGGUUGAUGGAAAUGUGUCAGCUCUUAAAAUUUAAUUGAGGGUGAUCAUGACAGCAGUAGACAUGGCCUGGGUACUAGACUACCAAGUUUAUUUGCUUACUGAAUUGUUUUAAGAUUUACAGAUGAUUAAAAAUAAGCUUUUACUUUUUAAAACCACUUGUUGGGGUUUUGUAAGGUUUAUAGGCUUUUUUUCUUCCUUAAGAAAGCCAAAUUCUGUGAGCCUAAAAACAACAGAUCACAAUGAUACAGUCAUUUUUGUUCACUCCCUCACCACCAUCUGUCCCCUUCCCUUGCAGCUUCCAGAGCCCUGUAAGUUUUGAAAAUGUUUGCAAAUCAAACUAAAUUUAAAUGUGAUCAUUAGAUAUACACAACACCAAGUGGUACAUCUGCAGAGAUCAUUUGAAAUUCUUGAUUUUGAGUGAGCAAAUGAGUGUUUACUGAGGAAUAAUUAAAUCAGAAUUUCAUAUGAGCUCCACCACCCCUGUCUGUUAGUUUCAUUUCAUAUGAUUAAUAAUUCUCGGAUGCUCAUUCUCUGUGCUCGGUACCAGUAGCAUCACCACUCCCAGAAUGUGCAGACCCUUCAGGACAUGAGACUGGUAGCAGCUGGCUGAGAUAAGAUAAAUCCCUGCCACAUGGAGCAAGUAUUUAUUUAAACUAACAGUCUCUUAAAUUGACUAUUGCAAAUUUGGAUGACCUUUUUUUAACCUUUGUAAAUAUAUAUAAUUUAUAUGAAUCUAAUAUACUAUAUACUCCAUACUUGAAUUGGUUGUUCCAUGUUUUGCCUCCUGGCAGAUAUUUUGCCUAUUUGCAGUCAUUCUAACCUAUUUGAAUACCCCUUUCCUUAAAGUGAUAUGAUUGUUGCUGCUUAAUUUGACUUGGUAUUUUAAAAGUUCAGCCUCUCAGUUUUAAAAUAGCUUUAUGUUUCAGUGGAGAUCGUUGUUUAGGAUGAGGCGUUUUUGGUUUGGUUUGGGAUAAUUUUUAAUGAUGUGAAAAUUCAACAACAGUCCUCUUACUGACAGCUUCCUCUAUUCUGUAUAGCUUACCCUACCUGCAGAUGGAAAAUGAAAGGAAAAAAAAAGUUCUUGCCUAGAAUAAUAUAUUGAAUGCCUUUUGAUUUAGCCAGAGUCUCCAAUGAUUAGCUUUCACUGAUAGAGUAUAUCUUUUGGACCUGUGAUUCUUUGGGCUCCAAAGAAUGAUAAAGGAGGCACUUGUUCCUUUUCUUUCCUAUGUGGCUAGAAGAUGGUUUAAGGAUUCUUGAUACCUUAAAAGCAUCGUAUAAGCUAAGUGGUCUUGCAUCCAGACAGGCUGGAUUUUACCUACCAAAAAAAAAAAUUUUUUUCCAGAAAGUUAUGUAUAUCAUAAUUUUCCAUUUCAAAAGCUAUAUAUAAGUCUAGUAGUCCUGCAUGUGACAUGUGCCCAAAAAUAAAGUUACCUUCCAACCUGAAAGUUUUGGACUUUUAGUGAACUCAGAUACCUUAAGUGUAAGUUGAAAUUUGUGUGGUGAUUUCCAAGCUCUUGGAAGAGGUAACAGUGAAUGAACUGCCCUCUAUCAGCUCCGUGUCUUUUCCUCUGGCUUCCAAGUGAGGUCCCCUCCCACCCUGUCUAAGGAACCGCAGAGAGGUGGCAAGUCUGCAGAAAGGAAACCAUGCUAAUCUUAGCCACUUGUAGUAGGAUCCCUUUACAGUUUUGGCUAAAGAGAUUCCUUUAUAAUUUUUUUCCAGAGUUGAAAGCAAUUUAAUUUGUGAGAAUAAAGAACUCUAGCUCACCAAAGUAGAGUAGUACGGUUCAGAAAAGUUAACUUCUGAAAGGUCACUUUUGUUUUUAUUCUUGCUUGCCAUCACAUUAAAGGAUGAGUCCCACUCCCCUGUAUGUAUACAUAAGGAAAUUGCUGACUGAUUAUCUUGAUCUCGGCCUAACAUGCCUUUUGUGAGUAGGUUUCCAUAAGUAAAGCCCCAGUGAUGUAUUCCCAUAGAAUGAUUACUUUUUUCAGUUGUUUAUGUCAGUUUGCUACAAAAAAAAAAAAAAAAAAUUCAGAGUGGAUAGAGUACAACUCUGAGUAUUUUUCUAGUCUGGAAUUUUUUAUUAAUAAUCGGUGCUGCCGGGUCAUGCAUGCUGCAACUCUCAACAUUUCCCUUAUUUGGUACAGCUUUUUGCAAAAAGGGCUACAGCUAACACUGCAGAGUUAAAGUAUUACAUUUUCUGGAUUUUUUUCCCCUAACUGUGGCCCAAAAGAAUUAAAAUUUGUUAAUAUAAAUAGAGAGCAUAUUUAUCAUUCCUCAAUAGUUAAUUAUAGAGUUUGGUAACUUUGUGCCUCAGGGAAGCCAUGUGAUAUAUAACUGGUUAUAGAAUUUCAGGGUUAGGGUUUAAAGAAAGGAGAAAGCCAUUGGAAAAAUGAUGGGCUUCAUUAAGGAGACUAAUGAAUCUGUAUGCAGAAAUGUGCCAGGAACUGGCAUAAACAUGAUUGUAGUAGAAUUUAUUUUCCAGUACCAGUAGGGAAAUUAUUUUAAGUUAUUACAUAUACUGUAUUAGGAAAGUUGAGGAGAACUCCUUCAUAAAGCUUCAAUGCCUUUUAUUUUAUUUUUGCUUUCAUAGAAAAACUCAAGCCUCUGUUAUUUGGGAGCUCAGUAUUGUUAUUUGGGCACUUUUGAGAGUUUAAAGCAUGUUUUCUACUUAAUUUAAGUGUAAUAUAGGCUAUAUAGAAUUGUUACCUGCAGUUCUAUGAUUUUUCUCAACUUUUCUUUUUUGAAGCCAUUCUGUUCUUUGGAUGUGCGUGAAAGGGUGUGUGAUUGCACCAUUGUAAAUGCUGGGUGAAAACUAGUUAUCUUCAUGCAAUCUUGCCUCAUAACAGUGGAACUUCUGAAAGACAAACCACAGGACCUUGGUUUUAAGCCAAAUCCAGCCCCAUUCCCUUGGCUGUUGAUCUUGUGUCCCAAUAGUUUAGUCUUUGAGGACUAAGGGCAUGAUGUUCUCCUUCAGUGCUGGAAAUACAGCACAGCUCUGUUAUCAUUUCUUUAUGAUUCAAAGGCCAAUGAGACAACUUCAGGAUCUUAAGAGAAUAUAAGCAUUAUCGAAGUAGUAAAACAAAAGAAGGUUCAGUAUUUUUUUUUUUUUUUUUAGUAAAACUUACAUCCUUUUGGGUAAGUUUUUGCCCUCAUGAAGAAUCCUCUAGAGGAACGUAGGGAAAAACAAAUAUUUUUGCAGUUCUACUUAACUGUUUCUAAAUGUGUUUCUAAACAAAAAUAAGCUGGAUGAAAGGAAAGCUAUUUCUUUUUGGCUGAGAUGACAGAUUGUUUCUCUGUAUUAAAUAGUCUAGAAGUUAAGGGGGUGGUCAUAUUUACCAUGUAUAGUGUUGUGAGCAGUUAAAUUUUAUGGAUAUAUUUGUAAAAUUGUUCUUUUAUAUUUCAUGUCAAAUUGAAAAGUUUAUUUCUUCACUAUUGUACCUGUGGAAAUACAAGCCAUUUUACAGGAAAAAAAAUCUUCAAAAACUAUUAAACGGAUCUCGGUAUGUUUGUGAGUCAUUGUCUCAGACCCUCUGGUUGUCCCUGGGUUAAUCAGGACAUUCAAUAGCAAGUUGAUACAAAAGUAGACUUGAUUUUUGGAUUUCUCACACUUUUAAAUUAAUCCCAAUCGAGUUUAUUAAUUGUUUUAUGUUCUGCACAAUACAUAUUUAAAUCUGGAUUAUGAAAAUCCCCUAAAUGUUUUUAUUAAUGAAAUUCUUAUGGUGC
Molecule: messenger RNA, 8434 nt
Organism: Microcebus murinus (gray mouse lemur)
Lineage: Eukaryota; Metazoa; Chordata; Mammalia; Primates; Cheirogaleidae
Gene: PELI2
Product: pellino E3 ubiquitin protein ligase family member 2
Biological process (GO): regulation of Toll signaling pathway; protein polyubiquitination
Molecular function (GO): protein binding; ubiquitin protein ligase activity
Source: RefSeq, a predicted model, not a curated record